Molecule: messenger RNA, 1626 nt
Organism: Talaromyces amestolkiae
Lineage: Eukaryota; Fungi; Ascomycota; Eurotiomycetes; Eurotiales; Trichocomaceae
Exons: 2
Coding region: 1-1626 (541 amino acids)
Biological process (GO): carbohydrate transport; transmembrane transport
Cellular component (GO): membrane
Molecular function (GO): carbohydrate:proton symporter activity
Source: RefSeq, a predicted model, not a curated record
AUGCCCUUCCAACCAUGGCGCGCCUUGCCUGGCAAAGGUGUGCUCUUGCUACUGAACAUCUUCAGCGCCAUUGCUUUGGUAUAUGAAGGCUACAACCAAGGUGUCUAUGGCAGCGUCUCUGGCACACCGGGUUUCAUCUCCAUGUCUGGAAUCGGUUUCGGAAGCACAGUUACGCAAACGACAAAGCAGGGCGGACUCGCUGCUGCAUACUACUUUGGAGCAAUGUUUGGCGGCUUUAUCGGCGGAUGGCUGGGCGACAAACUGGGCCGGAAGAAAGGAGCCUUCAUCGGCGCCAUUCUCUCGCUUGUGGGAUCUGCUCUUCAGUGCGGUUCGGUCAAUUCCAAUAUGUUUAUCUGCGCGCGCGUGCUUUCCGGUCUCGGCAUAGGUUUUAUCAACGUCCUGAUACCGUCGUGGGUGUCCGAACUGUCCGAGGCGCACGAUCGUGGUUCGAAUUUUUCCCUUGUCUUUGUUUCCAACUUUCUCGGAAUCUUCCUUGCAAAUUGGAUCAAUUUUGGCAUUCGUAAUAGUCCCAUAGAAUUCAGAUGGCGAUUUCCUCUCGGCUUCAUGUGUAUUCCAAUGCUCAUGGUGGCCCUCACAAUUUUUUUUGUUCCAGAAUCCCCGAGAUGGCUCAUGGCACAUCACCGAAAGUCAGAAGCUGUCGAAAUCCUGUGCAAGAUUCGAGGCGACAAACACAUUGACGAUGCAGCCAUCCUUCAGGAAGUGGAACUGCUUGAGGCUGUUGUUGAAGCAUCAAACCACAAGCGUAACAGUUAUGUCAACAUAUUCCUAGCUGGCCGGUAUUCCGGCAAACUUCACCUCGGCCGUCGUGCCCUGCUAGGCCUUCUGCUACAACAGAUCCAACAGUGGACUGGUAUUCUGGUCAUGGUAUCUUGGGCGAGUGAGCUCUACAAACUUUCAAGCUUCGACUCAUACAAGGCUUCUUGGAUGUCUGGACUGCUCAACACAUUUGGAGUGAUUGGCACCGCAGCUGCUUCGCUCGUCAUCGAUCGGCUUGGCCGCAGAAAAUCCCUUCAGAUCUCAUUCAUCAUCCAAGGAAUAUCGCUUUUCCUUGUCGCAGCUCUCAUCAAAACAUCCCAGGACCGGAUCCUUACAGAUCCUGCAAAAUCCCGGGCUCUGGGAACUGCAGGCUCCGCAUUCACCUUUACAUUUGUCUUUUUCUUCACCAUGUUCAAUAUCGUGCCGUGCUGGAUAUAUGGUACAGAAAUCUGGCCUCAGGAGGUGCGUGCCAAAGGAUACUCUUUUACGAUCCUGGGAUGGGCCAUUGGCUGCGGCACGACAACAUUUGUCAUUCCCAUUAUGCUGAAAAACAUUGGAUGGUGGUCAUUCAUAUUUUUCGGGUGUAUGAACUUUGUUGUCAUGCCCAUUGUCCACUUCUUCUAUGUCGAGACAGCCGGCCGCUCUCUUGAGGAAGUUGACCUCUUGUUCACAAGUGACAGUCCAUUUGUCAGCGCCAAUAUGGCCGAAUAUGACAGACGUGUGGCUGAAGCUGGUGGUAACAUCGCCGUUGCCGCGAGGACACUGCUAGACGAAGUUGACGGCGCGACCGAUCGUAACAUGGAGGCACUUGACGUUCACAACAAAGAAGAAAGUGGCGAGUUGAAGUGA